AGUAGGUACUCAAGAGCACCCGUGGCCCCAACAUGUCAGCUUAUUCAGGCCUAGCUCCAGAUGCGCGCGGGAAUUCCAGCUGGUUCUUAACCAGAACGAACAAAGAGCAUGAAGCAACAAUGGAGCAUCCUUUCAUGAGGAGCAUUUAUGCAGAAACCUUUGACAUUGAGGCGUACUGCCAGUACCUGGCCGGUCUCUACCACAUUUUCAGCACACUGGAAAACCACUGUGCCGUUGCUGGGGCUCCUUUGUCCACUAUGGAUGACAAGGUGCUUCAUCGGCGAGAAGCCCUGCAAAAGGAUUUGGCCGUUUGGUGGGGCUCUGACUGGGAGACCAAAGCAAAGGUCUCCCCAGCCACGGCCCAAUAUUUGGAGCAACUCCAAAAGGACUCCACAGAUCCGUGGUUCCUGCUUUGUCACCAUUUUCUGCAAUACAAUGCGGUACUCAGUGGUGGCCAGUUCCUGGGCACCAAGGUGAGCAACCGAGCAAAACAGACUCCACCGACCGGUGUGGAAUUCUAUACCUUUGCCCUUCCGAAGGAUCAAUCGACUCACGCUCGUGUUCAAUGUUACUUGGAUGAACUGGACAAGCUUGACAUUCCCAGUGAGUUGCGGGAGCGGAUGCUGAAUUGCAUGCGCAAGAUCUACCAGCUCAUUCUCGCAACCUUUGAUGAAGCCUACAAUCUUUGUAAGGUGGACGGCGUGUCCUAUGCUUCGGUCAAGGCCACCAAAUCAGCCAAACCCAAAGUUCCACCGCCCAUGCAGCCAGGAGACCGGAAUUUCACCUCCAGCGAAUUGGCAUUGUUUGAUGGCAGCGACCCAGCCAAGCCUCUUUUAACAUCAGUUUUGGGGAGAAUCUAUGAUGUCUCCAAGGGAAAGGAUUCCUUCGGCCCCAGCGGGCCUUACGCUAUGUUUGCCGGGCAUGAUGGUACCUACAACUUGGCAGUGAUGAGCUUGAAGAAACAGACCGUGGACAAGUUUGAGUACGUUUUAGAGCAAGAUGACAAGGAGUGCUUGGCUGAUUGGAUCGCAUAUUUUGACAACCACUACGGCAGGCCACUGGGCAUCCUGCGUGACCGAACUCACGCCAUUGCGCUGAAGGACUUGCCGCAAGCAACCAAAAUCCCCUUCCAAUCCCAGGAGAGUGAGGCACCUGCUAGCCGCUUGUGAGCAGUGGCUAGCCCCUUGCCACUUGUGGAGCUGCAGGAAAGGAAGUACUUAAAAAGUAGGACAGUAGGAGACGUUUGCUCAGAUUUUCAUCAGCGAGCCUGAUCCAAACUGCGGACAGAAGCGUUGCAAAA
Molecule: messenger RNA, 1300 nt
Organism: Durusdinium trenchii
Lineage: Eukaryota; Dinophyceae; Suessiales; Symbiodiniaceae
Source: the annotation of a GenBank genome assembly